This is a messenger RNA of Lotus japonicus, 1368 nucleotides long. RefSeq names its product F-box/kelch-repeat protein At3g23880-like. NCBI's taxonomy places the organism in Eukaryota, Viridiplantae, Streptophyta, Magnoliopsida, Fabales, Fabaceae. The transcript has a single exon. The coding region runs from base 1 to 1368 and encodes 455 amino acids. Gene Ontology annotation, molecular function: protein binding. The record is from RefSeq and is a predicted model, not a curated record.
AUGGAGAAGAAGGAAACAGAGAAGAAGAAGAAGAAACCCAACCUCAACCUCACCGAGUUGAUUCCUGAAAUGAUUGAUCUUUCUCAUGAGCAUGCGAACAAGAGGAUGAUGAUCAACGACAAAGAGAACCAGAACACUGUCUCUCUCCCUGACGAUUUGAUUCCAUUGAUUCUGGUGAGGUUACCUGUUCGAUCUCUCCUCCGCUUCAAAUCGGUGUGUAAGUCGUGGCUGUCUCUGAUUUCAAAUACCCAAUUUGCAAAAUCACAUUUUGAUCUAGCGGCUGCACCCACCCACCGUCUUCUUCUCAAAAGAAUCAAUGUUGGUUCUGAAAUUCAAUCAUUGGAUUUUGAAGCAUCGCUUCGCGACGAUUCUGCUGUGGUAAACCUCAAAUUCCCACCCUACAGUGCCCCCUUUUAUCUGGCUUUAGGUUCUUGCAGAGGGCUUAUUCUGUUAGCAAAAAUGAUGGGUCCAUCAGCUGGUGAUCUCAUUGUGUGGAACCCUUCAAAUAGUUUCCACAGAGAAAUUCAAGUAACCUAUGGCUAUGAUGACUGGGAUUCAUGGUAUGACCCAUCAUCAACCCGUGUCCGCCAAGGAAUUCCUCCUUAUGUUGGUUGUUUUUUGACUGGUUUUCUAUAUGGUUUUGGAUAUGAUCAGUCCAGAGAUGACUAUUUGCUUGUUUUGUUACGAUUUGGUAGACAUGAACCUCAACCUCAAGCAUUUGAGCAUAGCCGUGAAGGCCUUCUUGUUUGUAUGACAACUGGUGGACCUGAAGUGACUACAUUUUCGCGGCCUCGGGUUGAGGUUUUGUCUGUGAAAACUAAUGUGCCCUCCUUCAUUUAUGGCGAAGAGUUUGAAUAUGUGGAGCUCGGAAGUGCGUCCGCAUCUGGUUUGUUCUUGAAUAAGUCCCUACAUUGGUUGGUCAAAUCCAAGGCUACAGGGCUUCAUGUAAUCAUUGCCUUUGAUUUGGUUGAGAGGAGUUUAUUCGAGAUUCCUUUGACACCUGAUUUGACACAGGAAUUGGCAACACUUAAAAUUUAUCAUUUGAGGGUACUGGGAGGAUGUCUUGGUCUGUGUUGUAAUGGUGCUGGUGUUGACCAUGGAAUGACUGAGAUAUGGGUCAUGAAAGAGUAUAGAGUGCAGUCUUCUUGGACUAGAUAUUUUGUUCUGCCUGAGUAUUACUUUUUACCCAUAUGCUUCAUUGAAGGUGGUGGUGUUUUUGGAUCAAAUAACAGUGGAAGAUUUGAGAAAUUUGAUGAUAACGGAGAACUGCUGGAGGAUCACACAUAUGGACAAGAGAACGAAGAUGUUUUUGGGUAUUUUGACAUGUACAAGGAGACCCUACUAACACUCCCUGGUGAACUAUCUUGA